AUGGAUCCUUGGUUGGGCCCGGCGAACGCCACCAAAUCGAGAACCGGGGAGAUUCUCGUCGGCAACAUCGUCCCGCAAGCCGUCGCUUCCACAUUUGUCAUCGCAAGGAUAAUCUCCAAAGCCUUCAUACGCCGCAAAUGGGGCGCCGAUGACACCAUGCUCUGCAUCGCAUGGUCCACCUCCCUCGUCCUCACCACCCUCUCCUGCGUCCUCACCAACUACGGCGCCGGCAUCCACGCCUCGGAGCUCCCCCCCUGGGCGCUCAGCACCAACCUCAAGCUGCAAUACGCCUCCCUCCUCUUCUACAUCCUCACCCUCUCCCUCACCAAACUCACCAUCUGCCUCUUCUACCUCUCCAUCUUCGCCGACCCGCUCAACCGCCGCCUCGCCCUCGCCCUCCUCGCCUUCAUCGUCGCCUACACCCUCCCCCUCCUCCUCCUCUCCAUCUUCCAAUGCGCCCCCAUCGCCGCCAACUGGGACAAGCAAAUCGCCUCCUCCCCGCACACCCGCUGCCUCCCCAUGCGCCCCCACUUCUGGGCCUGCGCCGCCUGCAACAUCCUCGCCGACGCCCUCCUCGCCGCCCAGGUCGUCCCCAACAUCCUGCCGCUGCAGCUCCCCCGCCGCCAGAAGGCCGCCCUGCUCGCCGUCGUCUCCCUCGGCUGGCUCGUCGUCCUCGCCAGCGUCAUCCGCCUCGUCCGCAUCACCGCCAUCCCCGCGGCUACCACCGCCGCCGCUGGUGGCGACUUCACGUGGGCGAGCUACGACGUCACGAUCUGGUCGGCCGUCGAGGUCGAUACGGGAUUGGUGUGCGUCGCGGCGCCGGCGACGAAGCCGUUGGUGAAGAGGUUGGCGCCGGGGCUGUGGAGGGCGUUGGCGAGGGGGGAGGGGGGGGAUGCCGAUGGUGGGGCGGGGAUGCGGUUGGGGAAUUUGGAGGCGGUGACGGGCGGGGAUGCGGGGAGGAGGGGGGAGGAGGGGGAGGAGGAGGAGCGGCGGGCGGCGAAGGCGGCGGGGGAUGGUGGGGGUGAAGGUGUGUCGGCGGGGUGGGGGUAUGUGGGAGGGAUGGUGAGGUCGUUGUCGGGGAAGAGGGCGAAGAGGGGCUCGCUGGCGAGUACGAGCAGUGCGGGUAGUGCGGGCAGUGCGGGUAUGGGGGAGAUUGUGAAGGAGGUGGAUGUGAGGGUGGAGACGGCGGAGCGCGAUUUGGAGCUGGGCUCGUCGCCGAGGGUCGGUCUGGCGGGUUGGCGGAGCAGUUGGAGACCGGUUUUUAUGACGAAACUGUAA
Diplodia corticola is the source of this 1278-nucleotide messenger RNA. RefSeq lists its product as uncharacterized. The transcript is spliced from 3 exons. The record is from RefSeq and is a predicted model, not a curated record. NCBI's taxonomy places the organism in Eukaryota, Fungi, Ascomycota, Dothideomycetes, Botryosphaeriales, Botryosphaeriaceae. Bases 1 to 1278 code for a protein of 425 amino acids.